Molecule: messenger RNA, 4819 nt
Organism: Syngnathus typhle (broad-nosed pipefish)
Lineage: Eukaryota; Metazoa; Chordata; Actinopteri; Syngnathiformes; Syngnathidae
Gene: spag5
Product: sperm associated antigen 5
Exons: 25
Coding region: 129-4718 (1529 amino acids)
Biological process (GO): cell division; regulation of attachment of spindle microtubules to kinetochore
Source: RefSeq, a predicted model, not a curated record
GACGCCGAAGAAAGGAAAUGGACCAAUAGAAACGCGGCUGUUUCUGUUUUGAAAGAAACGCGCUUGUUGACGGUUUCACUGAAGGUGUCCCAACUUGCUGAUACUAGCCAAAUAGUUGUACUCCAACAAUGCCGAGUCGAAGUGUGGAAGGCUCGCCUUCCACGAGAUGUGAGCAGCGUCCUCCUUUGAGAAGUGUGGAGAAUGAAAAGCAGCAUUUGUCUACGCCAUUACUGAGACGCCAUUCCAAAUCACAGUCAAAAGUGGAAAAGGAGGAUAUUUGUCUCGACUCGUGCUCUCCUUCACCAUCCAACGUGACGCAAACCAUCAAAAUAGACGAUUUAGGACUCCCUGAUGUCACAUUUAAAUCCUUCAUCUGCUCAAGCGGCGAAGUGGUGAUUUCCGAUGAGACUUCACUGUGCACAGAAGACCACAUUUUCUUGCCUCAGGAUCAAAAUAUUGAUGUCACUUGUGAAAAUGAGGACAUGGGCACCAGUGAGACCUGCAGCGUGCACAUGGAACAUCCUUAUCACCACCCCGAGUCAAAGGAUGCAGCCUUUGGUGAAGUUGUUCCAGCCAGCACUGGUCCGAUAGAUUUUGACAUCCGUGAGAUGGACAUUUCAGCAACCUCCUGGCAACCGGAUGAAACCAUUCCUCUUGUAAUAGACGACAAACAUGUGGAUGAUCUCUACUACUGUCAAGAUGAAGGCACUCCAAAUGAAGUCUGCGAUGUGACAUUUAAAUCAUUCACCUGCGACGGGGGCGAGUUGGAAAUUCCUAACGUCACUCAAGUGGAAGAUGAGACAGUUCCUCUGCCAGCAGAGCACAUGGCGACCAGUGAUCCAGAGCUGAGCUUUUUACCUGCUGAUGUGGAACUCUGCAGUGAUCACGUUGAUCAUCCGUACUGCCAUUUUGAGACCGAUGUGGACACUUUUGGACAAGAAGUGGCUUUGUUGAAUGAUCUUGUUGCUUUUUCAGAAGAGCAACCCGAAAGCUUCCACUUCCAUCAUCACGAGUCUCACACACUGGAGCACAUUCAAAAGAACCAGCAUGAUGACAUUGUGGGUUCUCUCACACCAACGUUUCAGACUUUACCUUACAAUUCAGUUUCAGCCCAAGAUGAAUUUGAUGAAAUUUCCGUGGGCACUCAAAUGUUAAAUGAGACGUUUCCUCCUCCGGCAGAACCAAUUGCAAGCGCUCAUUCAGAUCCACACAUUUUACCUGCUGAUGUCCAGAUCAGUCAUUUGGAGAAGAAUCCUCUUGAACCUCUCAUUGAGACCGACUUGGACAGGCAAGUUGUUCCAGAAGAACAAACUGGGUCCUCAGAGUUCCUCACCAAGAAUCAAACUCUCACAGUGGAUCCAAUUGAAGGAAACCAAAACGAUGACAUUUUAGAGACUUCGACACCAUCGCCACCGGAACAGAGGCAUGACGAUGACAAAAUGGUACCCAAGGUUCAGUCAGAUCUCGAAUUCAGCGAGGGCAAGGACAGCGCGCUUGGUUUGUCUGAAAACAGAGCACCCGCGCUAUCGCCCGUGAAGAAACCCCUGGCCGAGACCAUGCCCGAUGUUUUAAAAGUACUGUCGGAGUGCCCUUCUGUCGUGUCGGCUCUGCAGCUCAUGAGUCCGGUUCGAAGGGCGUCCCUCUCCCUCAUGAGGACUCGCAGGGAUCCUGCUGUUGACUUUGAGAAGAACGUGGUUUCGCCAGAGCUGGCCUCUUUGUGGACGGAGCAGGUGGAGAGCCCGAUGCAUUCUCCCCUCUUCAACUCAACCACUCUGAGCAACAAGAUCCAGCCAGAGGGUCAACAAACCGAGGAUAAGAACAGUCAGGGGUCAAAGGUUCCCGCUGGACCUUUUAUUCCGGAUGGUCCCCUCCAGCAGCAGCUACGGCAAAUGGCGGAGUUUCUCCUCCUCGCGUCAGGAAAGAUGGACUUUGCUGUCGCUCCUGCUGCUCCUCCCAUAAAGUCCUCCAAUGUGGGCGUGGGCGUGGGCGUCACCCCAAUAAAAAAGUUGGACCGAAGCCUGAAUACGUCGGGAGAGUUUGUAAGAAAGGGGGAAUUUUUGAAAAUAGACGCCUGCACACUUACAGAUCCUCUUCCUCUCCUGUGGAACUGUCACCAGGAAAGCUUGGAUAGCGUUCCCAGAGAGGAACUAGAGCAGAAGCUGAUGUCAAGCAUGGUCAUGGUGGAGGCCUUGGUGCAGCAGCUGGCGGCGGCCCGGGCCAUACGCGGCCCCCAUGCGACCCCGGCGCCUUCUGAGCUGCGGAACAAACUGGUGCAGACGGAGCACACAGAGCUCAGCCAGACCACAAUGUAUCGGGACUUGUAUAUGGAGGCUUUGAAUAGGAUUAGCGACUUGGAGCAAGAUGGAAGAUCUCUGCAGGAACUCGUUCAGCAUAUGCAGGGCAUGCGCGUCACCAUGGCAUCUUUGGCCGGUGACACCGAUGCGGCGCUGUCUGACGCAAAGCAAAUGGAGGCGCUUGUUCGAGAAGAUCAUCAAACACUCUCGUCUCACUACGGCGAGAUGAAGUCGCUGUAUACGAAGUUCAAAGAAACGCAGCUGCGAAUGAUGCAGAAGGUCGACGAAGCGUUCGGGCAAAGAGACGAGAUGAAGACUUGGAUGGAAGACGCCCAGACGUCCAAGGAAGCCGCCUUCAGUACUGUGGAGCAGCUGAGGACUCACUGCGCUAGCGAAAUGGCGGCGCUGCAGAGGAGCAUCGGCUCUCAGCAGGAACUCCUGGCUGCGCUCAAUGUUACCUUCCCAGAGCAGGUUGCACUAAACAAGAUGAACGGUGAAACCUUGAACUCUGCUUCGGAUCUUCUGUGCAAAACCAUGGAGGAUCAGAUCAAUUUGACUCGAGAAAUGUCCGUGGUCAGGAGCCUCGUGCAGCGGUCCGCCCCUAUGCUGGUGAAGCUGAACGAGAAGGCGGCGGCCGCUCUGACAGAAAGAGAUCAGCACAUGUCAGCCCGAGAGCGAGUGCAAGAGGAGAGAGAGCAGGUGGAAGAGGAGCUGACAGAAGCCUUAUUAAAUCUCCAAACUGCCCAAGAGCAGAUUGGUGAUUUAAAUCUGCAGGUUACUAUUUUGACCUCAGAGAUGAGCGUGCUGCGUCAAAAGCUGAAGGAGCACGAGGAGCAGCGAGCUCAGCUUGAGCGUACCGUGACGGAAAUGUCGGCCACCGUGUCCUCCACCACGGCAGCCCACACCUUCCUGGAGCACACCCUGGCCGAGGAGACAUCCAAGUUGGAGCAGGCACAAAAAGACGCAAGCCAGGCCAAGGAAAAAGCAGACUAUUUGGCGUCUUCACUGUGCCAGGCGGAAGAGUGGGCAGAGGAGCUCAUUCGUAAUCUGGCCGAGAAAGAGGAGAACCUGUCCCGGCUGCAGGCGCUCUCGCAGUCGCAGAGUUUACAGAUCCAGCAACUGAGAGACGUCUGCGCGCAGCUCAGCGAUGCGGCGGAAACGAACGAGUUCCUGCAGGCGGAGAACGAGAUGGCCCGGGACCAGCUUGCCGAAAGCGAGAACGUGUCCAGGGUUCUGCACGAGAGGAACAUCCAGUGUGAAGACCUGAAAGCAGAACUCUGCCAACUACAGCGAGAGAAGAGGAGUAUGCAGGAGGAGCUGGAAGCAGAACGAUCGCGAGCCAGCACGGCCCAGCUGAAGCGGGCCGAGCAGCUCGCUCAGGCCGUCACGGAAACUACCCUGCUGCAUCACACGCUGCGAGGGAUGACCAACGAGCUGCAUGAUGCUCUCGGCGGCCAGAAGCCAGAACCGAAGAACUCGUCACAGGCCCUCCAAGUGGACCGGCGGAAGCCGUCCAGCUCUUUUGUAGACUGCGUCAUGGUUGCCCUAACAGCCGACAAGCAUGAGGAGGAGGAAGAAGCCAACACGGCAGACGUUUCCACGGACUCGCCAAGAGACAGCAUAUUCAGCAAGAGCAGUGCCUUCACACGCUUGCCAGUCACCCCGAAAAAGAAAUUUGUGUCGCAGGAGUCUGAUGAUGAGGAAAAGAGGGAGCAGAGCAGUCUGCUGGAGGCGCUGGCCCACUUGAGCAACACGGUCACGGAGCUUGUCGGCACGCUGGAGUCUGUGCAGCGACACAAAGACGCUCGGCUGAAGGAACUGCAACACACCGUCUUUAGCCAGCAGAUGGCGCUGCAGGACGCAAACAGCAAGCACAAGGCGGAGGAGUCUGAGCUGAAGCUUCAGCUGAGCCGCAUGCGCACCCAGGCAGAGCGCUGCGAUUUAGCACUGCAGCAGCAAGCUCAGGAUUCAAAAACGAUAACCAAGCUGAUGAAUGAUGUCACAGAGGCCCAGGAGCAGAUGAUCAAACACAGGCUGGAUUAUAAUGAGUUGCGCAAGGAGACAAUGGAGCUACGUCGCUCCCUCCAACAAAGUGAAACAGAAGUUCAAAUCCUGCGCGCAGAGUUCAGGAAAACCGAUGGACAGACUGCCGGCGAGGUUGAUGUGAAGGAAGAGAAACUCCUCUUGUUAAAAGAGGUGGAUCGACUGAAGACAAGCCUUCGGGAGAUGGAGCAGACCAGGCACAAAUUGCUCGAACGGGCUAAGAGACAUCAACAAAUCCAACAAAUGAACCAGCAGAAGUGCGAGAAUGAAGUGCACAUGUUGAACAACAUGAUUAAAAAAGUCCGCGAGACGCUGCGGUCAUUGCCCGAGGCGGUGAAGAAGUGUGAGCAGCUACAGCAGCUUUUAGAAUAUUUAGGCUGAUCAUUUGUUUUUUUGUUUUCUUACAACGCUUUUUAUACAUUCAAUGUGUCUGCGCUUUUUGCUCUCUAAUGUUUAAUGUAAAUAAAUACACAAACUAAAAA